Molecule: messenger RNA, 1245 nt
Organism: Oryctolagus cuniculus (rabbit)
Lineage: Eukaryota; Metazoa; Chordata; Mammalia; Lagomorpha; Leporidae
Gene: LTBR
Product: lymphotoxin beta receptor
Biological process (GO): hematopoietic or lymphoid organ development; positive regulation of canonical NF-kappaB signal transduction; immune response
Molecular function (GO): ubiquitin protein ligase binding
Source: RefSeq, marked provisional
AUGCGCCCGCCUUGGGCCGCCUCUGACCGCGGCCUGGCGUGGGGGCCCCUGGUGCUGGGCCUCUGCGGACUCCUGGCUGCAUCCCAGCCCCAGCUGAUACCCCCCUACGGCUCCGAGAACCAAACCUGCUGGGACCAGGAAAAGGAGUACUACGAACCCAAGCACCAGCUCUGCUGUUCCCGCUGCCCCCCAGGCACCUAUGUCAAAGCCGAAUGCAAUCACAGCCAGGACACGACUUGUGCCACGUGUGCCGAGAACUCCUACAACGAGCACUGGAACCACCUGUCCAUCUGCCAGCUGUGCCGACCCUGUGACUCUGUGCUGGGCUUCCAGGAGAUCGCGCCGUGCACCAGCAAGCAGAAAACCCAGUGCCGCUGCCAGCCCGGGAUGUUCUGCGCCCACUGGGCCCUUGAGUGUGUGUACUGCGAGCCGCUUUCAGAGUGCCCGCCUGGCACUGAGGCUGAGCUCAAAGGUGAAGUGCCCGAGGCCAACAACAAUUGCGUCCCCUGCAAGGAAGGCUACUUCCAGAACACCUCCUCCUCCAGCGCUCGCUGCCAGCCCCACACCAGGUGUGAGGACCUCGGCUUGGUGGAGGCAGUCCCAGGCACCACCCAGUCCGACAGGACAUGCCAAGACCCACCCGAGCCGUUGCCAGGGACCGUGCUGGUGCUGGCCAUCCUGCUGCCGCUGGUGUCCUUUCUGCUCCUCACCAUCCUCGCCUGCACCUGGAAGAGCCUCCCCUCCCUCUGCAGGAAGCUGGGAUCCCUGCUCAAGAGGCACCCGGAGGGAGAGGAAUCCCCCUCCUGCCCCCCUCCAAGGGUCAACCCACACUUCCCUGACCUGGUGGAGCCGCUUCUGCCCGUCUCUGGAGACUUGUCUCAGGCCUCUGCCGGAGCCCCGGCCGCCCCGGGCCUGGAGGAAGUGGUGCUACAGCAGCAGAGUCCCCUGAGCCAGACCAGAGAGCUGGAGGCUGAGCCUGGGGAGCAGGGCCAGGUGGCCCACGGUGCCAAUGGCAUUCAUGUCACCGGUGGCUCUGUGACUGUUACUGGCAACAUCUACAUCUACAACGGGCCAGUACUAGGGGGAGCGCGGGGCCCUGGGGACCCGCCGGCUCCCCCCGAGCCUCCGUACCCUAUUCCCGAAGAGGGCGCUGCAGGCCCUCCCGGGCUCUCUACACCCUACCAGGAAGACGGCAAAGCUUGGCACCUGGCCGAGACAGAGACACUGGGCUGCCACUCCCUCUGA